Messenger RNA from Penaeus vannamei (Pacific white shrimp), 3240 nucleotides. The record is from RefSeq and is a predicted model, not a curated record. Lineage: Eukaryota; Metazoa; Arthropoda; Malacostraca; Decapoda; Penaeidae.
GGUCGAUCGUCGCGGAUGGGGAGGUUGUGUCUACGAUAUUCUUUCCAUCGCCGCUGCGUCACAACCUCGUACUCAGCUGGGACCUUCGGCUGGGCUUUCGUGACGGGAAAGAGUGAUCGGACGGCGAGCAGCACCUUGGCUUCCCGACGGCAUCGCUGAGGUCUGUGCAUGAAGAUGGUGGACAAUUCAUCAUACACUAUGGUGACGAGACGCCCUCCACCGCCUUCGAGAAACCCCGUCAACCCAACAGACCACCACAACAACAACUUCCUGGCGGAGGUCACCACCAACACCACCAACACGACCCCCGUCACCAGCCUGCCCUCCCUGAGCCACCCCCUCCUCGCGCAGAACGACAACGGCCACAGGAUCAGUCUGGGGUCGCUCCCGCCCCGGCCCUCGCCCGCCACCGGCCCUUCCCGAAGCUUCCAGGACAACUCGAGCGCUUCCAGUCCUCGUGCCGCACUCGGCGUCAAUGGCAACCUGGGAGGCAGCGUCCUCGGCCAGCAGCAGAUGGGGAGCAGCGCGAUGCCGCCCGGGAGCCACGAGUGGGACGAGGAGGUCGGCUGCGGCGCUCCGGGAUCGACCCUCACCAAGUCGGCCACGCAGCCCAGCCUCAGCCCCGCCGGGCCCCUGCGGCGCUCGCCGGCCUCACCCACGUGCCAGAGCGAGGACGGGUUCAGCUGCUCGGCGGCGACCGGCGGCGACGCGGAGGCCACAACCACGGUCUGUGCGUCUCCGCCUGCGACAGCACGGACGACCUGCACGGGGGGGCGAGACCGAGAAGCAAACGUCGGAUCUCCACAGGAACAUAACACGUUGAUAGUUAGGGUCAUUCAGGGUGAGAGGAAUGGGGCCCGGGUAUUCAUCAGGCCCCAUAAACCCAGUGGCUACAAAUUUAGCGGGUUUAAGGAGCCUGAGAUGAAUCCACAAUCCACCCGAGCACACAUCACAUCUGCAGUUCCUUUCCUCUUCCUCUCAUGUCAAAGCUAUGAUCAAAAAUUACGAACCAAGCCCUUAAAAACUAUGCCAUUAAUCCUGAAAUACGAGCCGCAAAAUGCCACAGCUCGCGAGUUCUUCCCGCUCAUCAGUCUAAAGAUUAAGCAAAUGUCGGAUGCAGCAAAUCUGGAAUGUCACAGCUCAACUGAUGAAGGUCAUGAAAGUGAUGAAGACACCAUGGACUCGUACUCCAGCUUGGAGGACGAGAUCGACGACGAGCCGGACCUCGCCUGCUCCGACCCGAGCCUCGGCCAGCAGAAGCCCUUCCUCCAGGGCAACGCCGCCCUCCCGACGCCCAGAACCCGGACGACGCAGGACACCAUCAUCAGAAUGUCCACGCCCGUGCAGUCGAGUCCGGAGUCGGCCAUGUCGGGGUCGAACAGCCUGGACUUCAGCUACGGCAUCGACUCCGCCGACUCGCUGUUCUCCUCCACCGAAUCGGAUCUCACCCUCGAGUCCGUGGUCAACGCCACUCGGAGCAUCAAUUUAGGGGAUUCGUAAUUGGAUUUUGAUUUUCUAUUUUCAGUUUUCUUAUUUUUCUUUGUUUAUUUGCUUGCAUGAUGGGAUGUAUUAGCAUGUAAACCUUACAUACCGGAAAUACAGUUCUUUGUAAUGGUCAUAUAUUAGAUCCAUCAUUUAUAUUCAUAACGGUACUGUAUUAUUGAAUCAAGUUACAUUUCUAAAAAAAGGAUCAUUUAUGGAUAACAAAUGUUAAAAUGGACCGAACAUUUGGUAGUGAUACAAAUUCAGUAUUAUCCUGUUUUGGAAGACAGGUGGUAUUAUAGAUAUAUUAAGGAACAGUGUGAAUUUUUGGCGAGUUGGUACAGGAGCAGAAUUAUUUUUACAAGAACGGUUAUUUAGUCAUUAAUCAGCAAUUUGAUUUUCUUAAAUUUUGUCAUGGUAUGUAAUUUGAUUAUGUAUUAUAAAUCAUAUUCAUGUUAGGGUGAAAAACUAUGAAGACUGGAAUACUGGCGAGCGAACCGGGAAUAUUACAGUAUGCAAAUUUACACAGCUUGAUUGCGUGAUUGCUGUUAAUUUGGCCGUGUUGUUAAAGAAAAAUACAAAGGGAGACCGAACAACUAGCAGUUUUAUAAUUCGAUUCUCUUUCGUCCACUAAGUUGUAGCAUUACAAACGAUGUCAUUGAAAUGUUUUUUUUUUUUUUUUCAAGAAACUCCUAUUCUGGUUAUACUUUAGUUUUUAACUUCUUAGCUCUAUGUCUAUACAUGCUUUUAAGAUGAUUCAAGAAGCUACACAGAUAAUCAUGAUAUAUGGUAGAUACAUCAAUCGUGAUUACAAUGCUCUUUAGCAUAGCAGACACUGAUUCCGCAAACCAUUCCGAGUUCAAACCAAACAGGCGUUAAUCAGUGUAAUUCGCGUGAACACAAUUAUUUAAUGCAUUUGACAGGAAAUCCAGAUGCACGCUUAUGCGACACAGUUCGACUGCGUUCACAUACUUAGCAAUAUGAGCAGACUACUUGCUAGAUCGUUUCUUCAACAGAGCCACCUUUGCUUAUCCAUCUCGUACGUUUUACUCUUACUGUGUGUGAAAACCUAAUUCCUGAAGAUCUCGCCCCGUAAUUACACUGCCCCUUCAGAUAAUAAUCCGCGAUCUGUCACUCAUCGUAUUCCUCCUAACACAAGUCUACCUAGUACGUGUAAUGUUUCAAAGUACUAUCUAAUGUUAAAUGUGUGUGAUUUUGUCACUCUUGCUCUUUCAAAACAAAGGAAUUUUGACUCGUUUCAUAGGAGGUGAAAACUGAAUACUAAUUGUGCCAAUAGUUUAAUAAUGCAUUCAGUGAUCAUACACAGGUACAAAUACCGUUAAUCUUUCCUCAUUACCUUCUGCCUUAAAAGUAUAUUCAUAUAUAUAUUCCAAGUGUGAUAACUUCUAACUUUAGUUCCACUGUUUACAUAUUCCAACAGCAAGCGUCAUAUGGUAGAAUCUACUUCCUCUACACACCUAAGCUGUAUAGAUGCGUCUGCUGCCUGCCCCUUCAUUCAUACCAAAAGUGGAAUUAAAUUUUGCCUGUCACUAUGCAGCUGUCUAGUUAUUUGUAUUGACUAGAAGAGAAUGUUUAGAUUUGUGUACAAUUCGAAUGCUGUAUGUUUAAGGUGAUAUUUAUACAAAAGGUAAGAUUACCAUUAUCUUAACUUCUUUUUAUAUAGUUUUAGUAUACAUAUCAUAAAUCCAGAUCUACAUUAACGAAAUUUUUAUGGUUUAUAUUCUCUAUACAUUCUUA